AUGCUAAAAUUGGUGUCAGACAAAAUAUUUACUAUAUCAAAAGCAGCCAGCACAAAAACUCAAAUAACAGAAACGCAAAAACGAACGCCAAACCAAAUUAUCACGAGGAGUAGAUAUCUAUUGCAGUCUUUAAAAGCGUCAUUUGUAUUCAUUAUCGAGUCGUCGUCGUCGUUGCACGAUAAUAGUUCAUUAAUUGAAAAGGACAAUAAAACUAAUAGUUGUAUUGCUAGGAAUAACAACAAAUAUUGGUGGGAUUACACUAACAAAGAUCAAUUAACAUCUCCGGAUACGGAACCAGUAGUAGACGCAGAACAACGAGAAAUAAAUACCGCCUACGUUGACAAUAUUAACAAAAUCAUCAAACUACAAGAUGACCCACUUCCAUACAUUCAAAGACUAGAAACCUCAAUUUCAAAAAAAGAUGCAACAGAAAUCGCCAACGCAUAUAUCGCACUCUUAAAUGCCGGGAAAUUAAAACAUCUCACACGACAAAAUUAUCGUGACGCAAUGGCAAUCCUGAAGAAAUCAACAAAUCCCUAUCACUUGACUAUGCUUCACCAAAUGUUUUACGACAUGGAAACCGUAGGAUUAACACCUCGAAAUUUUGAAUACAAUCAAUUAAUCUACGCGACUGGAGUUGUGCAUUCACAACCCGACAAAUCUAUGGAAAUUUACCAACAAAUGCUCGACCAAGGAAUCCAAUUGACGGAUCGUACAUUUAAUAAUUUAAUUAAUGCAUACAAGAGAAAUUUGGACGCUGAGGGAGCGUUGAGAGUUUAUAAAGAGAUGCGAGAGAAAGGUGUGCAUCCGGAUAUCGUGACGUAUAAUUCGUUGAUUGAUUUGUUUGCAAAGAUGAAAAAGAUGAAUAAGGGGAGAGAAAUGUAUCAAGAAAUGAUGGAAAUUGGUGUUAUGCCUGAUAUGAUGACAUUUUCUACUUUGUUAAGUGGAUAUGUUGAUGCCGGAGAUAUGGAAAAUGCUCAGUCAAUUUACGAACUAAUAAUGACGAGGAGCAAUGGCGAAUCAAAAAAUUUGGAUUAUAUUACGCUAAACACGAUAAUCAAAUAUUUUGCCGCGAAAGGAGAAACGGAGAAAGCAUCGAAUAUAUAUAAAGAUAUGUUGAAAUCGUCUACUUCAUUAUCGCCAAAUAAUGAUUCUACAUCGAUAACAACAUCCAGAAUAUCUUCAUCAAAUGCACCCAAUAUAUAUACAUACAACACAUUGAUCGACCAUCACCUAAAAAACCAUCAAUUCUCUGAUGCAACGAACAUUUUCAAACAAAUGAUUGAACAAGGAGUGAAACCAAACCCGGUGACAUAUUCCACAUAUAUUGAAGCAUUGCUGAACGCUGGUGAUUUCAAGGAAGCGACAUUCUUACUAUCAGAUUACAAUGAAGUAAAUGACGACAUGAGCACAAAUGCCCCUAAUAAACUUAAAAAUUUACAUACAUCAAUCAAUCUAUUGAAUCAAAUGCGUGGAUAUGGACACAAACCAGACACGUACUUGUACAAUACAAUGCUGAAUGCACAAUUCGAGUUAGCCGAUUACCAAGGAGCUCUAGAAACGUACCGAAAAAUGGUACAGGACAAUGUAAAGUUAAACGAUUUCACUUAUGUUACGCUGAUAAAAAUUUCGAAUCAACUUGGGAAUCAUACAGAAGCUUUAAAGUUUUACUCGGCGUUGGUUUCAUAUUUACGAAGACAACAGUUCGAAGGAGGAGAAUCAUAUCUAAGUACAAAGCAAUACAAUCAAAUCUUGGCCUCGUUUGCGAGAUCAUUACGAAUGACAGAAGCGCAACGAGUCUUUAAUGAUUUAAUACGACAACGUGAUAGAGGAGCAGAAGACACUGCAUCACCCGAUUCACUAAGCUACAGUAUUUUAUUAACUGGUUUCGGAUAUAUAAAUGAUCGCGAAUCAAUACGAAGAAUACAUAAUAUUUUAAAUAUGGACUGGCGACUUACACCAACCAUACAACUAUACAAUGCACUAAUGAAUGCAUACAACGUCGUAGGCGAUGGUUCACAAGUAUUCAAAAUAUGGGACGCAUUGUGGCUUAGCAAUCAAAUUAUUGACGUCGCAUCUAUCUCAAUAAUACUGGACAAUUGUGCAUACAAUGAUUAUAUGUGGCGUAUACGUGGUAUUUGGCGGGACUUAAAAUUUCACAAAUUCCCAUUAAACACAAACAAUUACAAUUCGUUUAUUGAGGCUUUGGCACGACAUUCAUUUUUUGAUGAGGCAAUUGAUGUCUUAACUGUAGAGAUGGCACAAGAUAAUAUCAAGCCAAAUGCGAAAUCGAUACGCACUAUUCUAUCGAUGUUGCAUAGUCGACAGAGAUCGACAGAGGAGUAUUAUGUUAUUUCCUGGGUGAGAGAAAAAUUUCCAGAGUUGGCUCGUGAGUUGAAACUUUUCAAAGAAGAUAAUGAUGAAGAAACGAUAGAGAAGAAUACGAAAAAAUAA
Molecule: messenger RNA, 2454 nt
Organism: Ambispora leptoticha
Lineage: Eukaryota; Fungi; Glomeromycota; Glomeromycetes; Archaeosporales; Ambisporaceae
Source: the annotation of a GenBank genome assembly